CAAAUCACCAUGACGGAGGGCAGUGGAAACUUCCGCUGUCCAUCGUGUCACCAUAAAGUAGUCAUGGACAGGCACGGCGUCUUCAGCCUGCAGCGCAAUCUUCUGGUGGAGAGUAUCAUCGACAUCUACAAACGGAAAGUCUGCCAUAAUGACGACAGGCCACUCCCACUCCCACCUUCACUUCCUGCUCAGGUGACGUGCUCCCAGCACUCGGAUGAGAAGGUCAGCAUCUAUUGCAUCACCUGUCAGCUGGCCACUUGCUCCCUUUGCAAGGUCUUUGGAGAACAUCAGUCCUGCCAGGUGCAACCGCUAACAGACGCCCUGCAGCAAAAGAAGGAGGAACUGAGAGAAGGCGUGGCAUCCAUGGUGCAGAUCAACCAGAAAGUUCGAGCACUGAUGGACGAGCUUGAAGAGAAGCGCAAGAAAAUCGAGGAGACCUGCAAGACUCAAAAACAAAAUGUGUGCGACAAGUUCAGACGUAUGUUCUCAAUUCUGGACGAAAGACUUGUUUCCAUGUCGGAGCGAAUUAGCAAGGAUGAGGUGGAGAAGUCCGGCUCUGGCCAACUGCUUACUCGUUGCUAUGGAGACAAGGUGGAGGCCAACAGGAAGCUGAUGGAGAAGGCAGUGAGUGCAAUGGAGGAUCCCAACAUGGCAGGUUUUGUUCAGAAUUCCAAAGAGUUGAUUGCAAAGGUCAAAGCUGCUGCCAGUUUCAGUUUGGCUGAGACAGUCAGACCAAGCGCCGACAAGCUGAGACGAUUCAGGUGCAACUUCAGCCAGCAGGAGUGGGCCAUUGCUGCCAUUGACUUCAUCACACUUGAAGAUUGUACAAAACCAACACAAAAUACAGAGACGACAGCACCACCUUUGCAAACUGAAGAUGAGCCCACGGAAGCACCCCUUUGGCACUCUGCCCCACCAUUGGGACUUUCAGAAAGCUCCAUCCAGGACGUGGAUUGUGAGGAGGAGCAGCUCCCGAUGAAAGAGGAGGCAGGAGGAGAAGCAAAGGAACUUUCUGAUUCUCAAGGCGAAAUGACGGCUGAGAUAGGCACACAACAGGCUGUCAUCGUGCUCUUCUACCUGGUGGCCUUCCUGGUGCUCCUGCAGAAGGCUUGGUCUUGCGUGGGCUGCUUCAUUUACAUGUAGCUUCAGCAGGAGACGCAGCCGUUGUUCAUUGUCAUUGGGAGAUGCAUCACUUGCAGUUGAGAAGCAACAACCAUAUUGAUACACUGGGCCUAAAACACAUUUUUUUUGUGGGGAAUGGUGGGGCGGUGUACUGCUAUGUAUAUAAAACACGGUUAAUUUAAAUGAGGGAUAGGCAACCCCGUUCUUGAGAGCCAUAGUCCUGCAUGUUUUCCAUCUCUC
Hippocampus comes (tiger tail seahorse) is the source of this 1362-nucleotide messenger RNA. RefSeq names its product tripartite motif-containing protein 55-like. The transcript has 9 exons. Lineage: Eukaryota; Metazoa; Chordata; Actinopteri; Syngnathiformes; Syngnathidae. Gene Ontology annotation, biological process: regulation of microtubule cytoskeleton organization. Gene Ontology annotation, molecular function: zinc ion binding. The record is from RefSeq and is a predicted model, not a curated record. Gene Ontology annotation, cellular component: cytoplasm. The coding region runs from base 10 to 1143 and encodes 377 amino acids.